AUGGUCAAGAAAGCGUCCAAGGCGCAAAAGGCAAAACUGCGCAGGUCGGGUGGCAGUGCCGAAGACGGCGAGGUAUCUCGAGAUGGUCGAGGCGGUCGAGGCCGAGGACGUGGUCGCGGAGGCGCUGCUGGCGGAGGAGGCAAAAUCGGGAGGUCAGGCUUGCUUCCACCAGAUCAACAGGCUGCCUUCGAGUCACGCAGACGCACCGUCCAGCUGGAAGAGUCCGCCUUCUCCAAGCUCUCUCCACCUGUGCUCGAGCGUCUCAACAUCUUGGCCUCCUAUGCAGACUUACGACGACCGAUCCCUGAUGAGCUUGCGAGGUUCGACUAUUCGAGGUUCGGCAGGGCCAGAGCGGAGAAUCACCAGCGCCUCGUUGACCUGGAUCAGAGCAAGAAGGAGGAGCGUGACUUGCAUCCGCUCGCGGGCUGGCUUCAAGGAGGAUCCAAACUGGUGAAGAGUCAAGUCCAGGACGACGGCUCGACGGAUGGUGUCAGCGACGAUGAAGUGGAUGAGUCAGCAGAUCCAGGUAUCAACGGAAUCGAGGAAACCGGAGAACUUCGUCUGCCCAAACGACCCAAGUGGCGCUCAGAUAUGGACACCAAAACCAUUCUUGCGCAAGAAGAGGAAGUCUUCCGGCAAUGGCUCCGCAAAACCGACGCCGUCGUCGAGCGCGCCUUCUUCACCUCAUCGCCCCUCUUCGCCGGCCUUACCUCACACACUCGCUCCGAGGACAAAGCAGCUUUCGCAUCUUCAUCGACAGCCACAGCUAUGGGCGGAAGUCGAAUGGUUUCUUCCCUUGCAUCCCGCGACAGCAUCACUCAGCUUCUCCACCACCGCCCCUCGCCGGGCACCUCGGUCAUCGGCAGCCUGUACGAACGCAACAUCGAAGUCUACCGUCAGCUCUGGCGCGUCUGCGAGCGAAGUGAUCUCGUCUGCGUUCUCGCUGAUGCGCGAUGCCCUCUCCUACACCUACCGCCCAGCCUCAUCGGCUUUUUGGAACGGUACAUGCGGCUCAAGGUCAUCAUUGUCCUCACAAAAGCUGAUAUUGUGCCGAAAGACAUUGUCGAUGCAUGGAAAGUGUACCUCAAGAGACUGUAUCCGAAGUGGGAGGUGGUGGCGACGGAGAGCUAUGCAAAGCUCGAGCGGAUGGAAGGGCAAGGAUCGCGAACGAGGUUUGCGCCGUACUUGUCGCCGCAUUCGAGACGAGAUCUGUUUGCGGCGCUGCGCAAGGCGCAUACAGAUCUCAUCACUCCGCCUCAAGUGGUGCAGGGCGAUGCGAGUAAGAUGAAGGAAUGGCUUCCGCCGUGUGCGAUCGAUACAGACUGGGAGGGCGUAGAGCGGCGAGUGCAGCUCCAUACCGAGGGAUUCGGGGGUAAGGACGCCGACGCCCUCAACAGCGCCAAUCAGGAUAGCGAGGCAAGCGCUAAGGAUGUCGAAGCAAACACGGACAAAGACAGCAAGAGCGGCAAGGAAACCCGCUCGCACCUUCCUUACCUAACCAUCGGCCUCAUCGGCCAGCCCAACGUCGGCAAGUCGAGCCUGCUCAACGCUCUGUUCGGCUCCAAAGUCGUCCGCGCCUCCAAAACGCCUGGAAAAACGAAGCAUUUCCAAACACACUUUCUCAUCCCGCUCUCCGCCUCUACUGCCACCUCCACGACGAACAGCGACCAGCCAAAGGCCGUGGGAGAAGAAUCCCACCGCGGCCAGAUCCGCCUCUGCGACUCGCCCGGCCUCGUCUUCCCAAGCCUGAUCGGCAUGGAGAUGCAGGUCAUGGGUGCGAUCCUCGCCAUCUCGCAGGUGCAGGCCAUUACCUCGUGCAUCCGGUUUGUCGCCGAACACAUUGCGCUGGAAAAGGUGCUGAAGCUCGAGUAUCCCCCGGACGACGAUGGGGUGGAUGGGCAAGGGGACGAGGAGGAGGAGGUGUGGACGGGGGUCAAGAUUCUGGAGGCGGUGGCUAGGCGGUACACGUACAAGACGGCCAAGGCGAAUCGAUGGGAUGUGAACCGGACGGGGAAUCUGGUCAUGCGUGCUGUGGCCGAGGGGCGGAUCAAGUGGGCUUUCCGCCCGCCGUCUGGCCCGAACGACGGCGCCAGUAUGGGCACGGGGAUCUGGAUCCCUGAGUCGGAUGCAGCCCAGAAACCUACCUCGGAAGCGGACGUGCUUACAGCGCCCAAACCCGACGACGAGGACGAACACGAACACGAUCAAGAAGAUGCCGAGGACAAAAAGAGCGAAACGGAUGACGAUGAGGCGAUUGCCAGAAAGGUCAGAUUCGACUUUGGCGCUGUGCAGAGCGACGAGGAGGAGGAGGAGGAGGAGGAUGAAGAGGGAGGACCGUUGGGCGGGUCCACCAACUCGAUGUUCAGCGCUCUCGCAGUCGAAGAUGGCGACGAUGGCGAUGAGGACGACGAGGACGAUGAAGAGGAAGAAGAGGAAGAAGACGAUUAG
Molecule: messenger RNA, 2448 nt
Organism: Sporisorium graminicola
Lineage: Eukaryota; Fungi; Basidiomycota; Ustilaginomycetes; Ustilaginales; Ustilaginaceae
Exons: 1
Coding region: 1-2448 (815 amino acids)
Molecular function (GO): GTPase activity; GTP binding
Source: RefSeq, a predicted model, not a curated record